AGAAGAAGAAGAAGAUGUUUGUUGAAUGCGAGUUUAGCCCUUAGUCAGAUGAAUUACUGACGCGAUUCAUUUCUUAAAAUUUGAUUUCAUGGUCGUCAUCGUGAUUUGGCAGUGCCGGGUAAUGGGACGAGUACAGAAACAAUAGUUACUAGCUAAAUAUCAAUUCCGAACGGAGGAAUUAAGCUGUAUAAAAAAGAUUCGCUAUUUAGCAGUUCUUGCGUGCUAGUGUAUUGUAACUUGCACUGUGUUGUAGCAACACAAAUAGGACAACUAUCAUACCUAUUUCGAAGUUUUUGUUAUUUAAUAUAUAUUUCGGUUACUGGCUGUCUGUAGUCAGCUGUAGCUAAUCGGAUUGAGUGCUAGGUAUUACGCUGUAUAGUUGCUAGCUGGUUGUGUGAAUAACCUCGGGUAAUUAGCCAAAAAGUUAGCCAAGUUAAAAAAACCGACAAGGUCUGUUUCCAUCUAACUUUAGUCUAGUUGCUGACUGUCUGUCUGUGAAGAAAGAGGAAGCUGAGAAAGCUGAAUAAGGAAUGUGUCGUUGACGGGUAGACAGCAGAGAGGGUCGUAGAUUGAGAAGGGGCCACUGCUGAGCGUGUGAUAGUGGUGGAUCGCUCCCUGGGGGACUCGCAUGUGACUCGAGUCGUCCACUGUGCACACACUGCGCAUCACGUCUCUCCACUUCAGAAUGUAUGUAAGGAAUUCUGACGCCAUGACGUUUGUCCAAAUGGCAAAUUAGGUAAUGUUAGCUUUGUGCCUUGAUUCUUGUUCAAGAAAGUGUGGUUCAAGUGUAUUUGCAGAUAUCUUGAAUUGUCGUCCUUACUAGUCAGAUUAUAAAAGCAAAUCUUGAGUUAUCAUUCUGACUAGUCACAAUGUAAUUAUGACUUUUCAAAAUGCAUUUGUAGAUAUCUAAAAUGUAAUUACGGAUAGUCUAGGGAAACUAUAAAAUAUAAAAAUGGUUUUCCACAUAAAACGACAUAACUGCUUCGUCAUUGUAUCACAGGGCCACCGGUUUGCUCACCAUGUGACCUGCAGGAAUUUGUAUGUCAAUGGUUGUCCUCCAGGGGUCCCUUUAGGCACUCCAAUGCACAGUCAAGUGGCUAAUUGGUAAUACGUGUUUCUAAUCGAGACAUUUAUAUAAAAAAUUUAAAAAAAAACAAUUAGUUGAUCUAAUAUGGGGAGAGUCAGGGUGGAAAGUGAACAUGGAUGGAACUUGAAAUGCUACGAAGGCAUGUGUUUGAGCUAGUAGACUUCACUCCGGGUCAUGACUACGGGACUAUGGAUCUGAAAACCACAGUGAGCUCUGUGCUGGUGGGAGUGGAAGGCAUGACUUGUGGAUCAUGUGCACAGAGUAUAGAACAGAGGAUCAGCGGGAUGCCAGGAGUGUUCCACGUCCAGGUGUCCCUGGAGAAGAAGCAGGCUGCCGUGGUAUUUGAUGCCAGUUUGCAGAGCCCAGAUUCCCUUGCGGAAGCCAUCGUGGACGUGGGCUUCGAUUUCAACCAAGCCAAUUCAACCGCAGCCACAGCUCUGCCCACAGAAACCAAGCUCAUCGCCAUGACAGAUCUUCCUGCAUUCCAGCCACAGGAACUCCACAGACUAUCUGAGUUAAAGGGGGUCGUAGAGGUCCGGACAGCCCCAGAUCAGAAAGGCUGCUCCAUCACGUUCAUUCCUUCUGUCUUAAACGCCGAGCAACUGAACGAGGCUCUGCACAACCUGGCUGUGGACACAACGCCCAGGUCCGUGGACCGGCCAUUACAGGAACUGGUGAAAAUGCAUAUCGAGGGAAUGGUUUGUCAUUCCUGCACCACAACCAUCGAAGGGAAGAUUGGGAAACUGCAAGGAAUACAUAAAAUCAGAGUUUCCUUGGAGUCCCAGGAAGCUACAGUGUUGUAUCAAACUCACCUCAUCACAGUGGAUGACAUCAUCCUCCAGAUUGGCCAAGCAGGCUUCAAGGCCAGCAUCAAAUCCAAACCUCGCCCACUGCAACUCUCCAGCAGUGAGCUGGAUCGCCUGAUGAGCACCUCUGGCCAGAGUGCCCUGUUGCCAGCCAAGACGGUCCCACAGGAGGCCACUGAAGACAUAACCACAACUUUGCUAAAUGGAAGUGGAAUAGAUGGUCACAGCAGUGUGCAUUGCAUGCAGGGCAGCUCCGCUCCCACACCUGAGGUGCAGGCCACAGAGAGAGAGCGCUCUUCUCCACAUUCCAACCCCAGACCUGUCAAUGUGAGCCCAAUUCAGCAGGGAAUGGAGACUUUAACACCUGGACAGUUUGUUGUCAAGAACAACAGCGGAAGCCCAACUUUGCUAUCAGUACCACCUGCAACCUCGUCACCAGUCUCUCCUUUGUGCCAGCCUUUGGGGGCAGCAGUGGAAAUCCGUAUUGAAGGAAUGACUUGCAACUCCUGUGUACAGUCCAUUGAGGGAAUGAUUUCUGAACACAAGGGGGUAAAGUCUGCCCAGGUUUCCUUAGCCAACCACAGUGGAACCUUUGAAUAUGACCCUCUGAUGACCUCUGAGGAGGAGCUGAGGGAAGCCAUUGAAGAUAUGGGCUUUGAUGCCUUUCUUCCUGAAACCAAUUCCCUAGUACCAGCCUCAAAGUGGCAAUCAUGUCCCAGCAAGCCGAUUUCACCCUCCCCUACGGGUCCAGUGCCUGUGAAAGAGGUGGAAGGGCCUUUAUUGGGGAGCAGAGAGGGAGGGGCACAGACCCUUUCCAAAUGUUUCAUCAAGAUUGGGGGAAUGACCUGUGCCUCAUGUGUGGCAAACAUAGAGAGGAACCUCAAAAAUGAGGAUGGGGUUUAUUCAGUCCUAGUUGCUCUUAUGGCCGGCAAGGCAGAGAUUCGCUUCAAUCCUGGAGUCACUGACCCCUCCAACAUAGCGGAUUCCAUUGCAGAGCUGGGCUUCAGUGCUUCCGUCAUGGAGAAUGUGGACAACUCAAAUGGAAACCUGGAGCUUGUGGUCAGGGGAAUGACAUGUGCCUCAUGUGUCCACAAAAUUGAGUCGAAUCUAAUGAAAACCAAAGGUAUUCUUUAUGCUUCUGUUGCUUUGGCAACCAACAAAGCCCAUAUCAGUUAUGACCCAGAAGUGACUGGACCACGUGACAUCAUCAAAUUGGUUGAGAACUUGGGCUUUGAGGCAUCGCUUGUUAAGAAAGACCGCUCUGCCAGUCAUCUGGACCACAGCAAAGAAAUACGACAGUGGAGAUGGUCCUUCUUGGUCAGCCUCUUUUUCUGCGUCCCUGUGAUGGGGAUGAUGAUGUACAUGAUCGUUGUGGACCACUACGUCUACACGGAACACCAGCACAACGCCAGCUCAGAAGACGUUCAACAUCAUCACUCUUCCAUGUUUCUGGAGAGACAGCUCCUCCCUGGGCUGUCUGUCAUGAACCUAAUUUUGUUUCUUUUCUGUUUACCUUUGUAGUUCAUUGGAGGGCGUUACUUCUACAUCCAGGCGUACAAAGCUGUGAAACACAAGACCGCUAACAUGGAUGUUCUCAUUGUGCUGGCCACGUCCAUAGCCUUCACUUACUCCCUGCUCAUCCUGCUGGUGGCCAUGAUAGAGAAGGCGAAAACCAAUCCUGUCACCUUUUUUGACACGCCCCCAAUGCUGUUCGUCUUCAUCUCAUUGGGAAGGUGGCUUGAACAGAUAGCAAAGAGUAAAACCUCUGAAGCCUUGUCCAAGCUGAUGUCCUUACAGGCGACAGAGGCGACUGUCGUCACCCUGGAUGAGAAUAUGACUGUUCUGCGUGAGGAGCAGGUGGAGGUUGACCUGGUACAGAGAGGAGAUGUAGUUAGAGUCUAUCCCGGGGGGAAGUUCCCUGUGGAUGGGCGUGUCAUUGAAGGACAUUCCAUGGCAGAUGAGUCUCUAAUCACAGGGGAGGCCAUGCCUGUGACCAAGAAACCCGGGAGUAUUGUAAUCGCUGGUUCCAUAAAUCAGAAUGGCGCUCUGCUGAUCACUGCCACACAUGUUGGUGCUGACACUACCCUGUCUCAGAUUGUCAGACUGGUGGAGGAGGCGCAGACAUCAAAGGCUCCUAUCCAGCAGUUUGCUGACAAGAUUAGUGGAUAUUUUGUUCCCUUCAUUGUCGGAGUCUCUGUCCUGACCCUAAUUGCUUGGAUUGCUAUUGGAUGUGUAGACUUUUCUCUGGUUGAGAAAUAUUUCCCGGGCUACAAUAAGAGUAUCUCUCAGACGGAAGUGAUAAUCAGGUUCGCCUUCCAGGCCUCUAUCACUGUGCUGUGCAUUGCCUGCCCCUGCUCCCUGGGUUUGGCCACGCCCACCGCUGUCAUGGUGGGCACCGGAGUUGGGGCACAGAACGGCAUCCUCAUAAAAGGUGGCCAGCCAUUGGAAAUGGCACACAAGAUUCAAACCGUAGUGUUUGACAAAACCGGGACCAUCACAUAUGGCACGCCCAAAGUGAUUCAGGUGAAGAUGGUGGUUGAGGGAAACCACGUGCCCAGAACUCGACUGCUGGCCAUCGUGGGGGCAGCGGAGAACAACAGCGAGCACCCGCUGGGAGUGGCUGUCGCUAAGUACUGUAAACAGGAGCUGGGCACUGAGCUGCUGGGCACCUGCACGGACUUCCAGACUGUGCCUGGGUGUGGUAUUCACUGCCAGGUCAGCAGCACGGAGCCGCGGCUGCAGCAGAAUGAUGGAGAUAAUGAGGACAAGAACAUCUUGGUGCAGAUCAGCGACAGCGUACACCCCCUCAGCACAGAACCAGAGUCAUUCACUCAGGUGCAGCUUCCCUCGUACGCAGUCCUUAUUGGGAACAGGGAGUGGAUGAGGAGGAACGGGCUUACGGUGCAGCAGAAUGUGGAUGAGGCUAUGAUUGAACACGAGCGGAAAGGCCGCACUGCAGUCCUGGUAGCCAUCGAUGGUCUACUCUGUGCAAUGAUUGCCAUUGCUGACACUGUGAAGCCCGAGGCAGAGUUGGCCAUCCACACACUCAAAUCCAUGGGGCUAGAGGUGGUGUUGAUGACAGGAGACAACAGCAAAACAGCACGGGCCAUUGCUGCUCAGGUGGGCAUUAAGACGGUGUUUGCAGAGGUGCUGCCCUCUCACAAGGUGGCCAAAGUGGAGCAGCUGCAACGGACAGGCAGGCGGGUGGCCAUGGUGGGAGACGGUGUCAAUGACUCCCCAGCCCUGGCCAUGGCGGAUGUGGGGAUUGCCAUUGGUACAGGGACUGAUGUGGCUAUUGAGGCAGCAGACAUAGUGCUGAUCAGGAAUGAUCUUUUAGACGUGGUGGGAAGUAUUGAUUUGUCCAAGAAGACUGUGAAAAGGAUUCGGAUUAACUUUGUUUUUGCACUCAUAUAUAAUCUCAUUGGAAUUCCAAUUGCGGCUGGAGUGUUCCUUCCUGUGGGCCUGAUUCUUCAGCCUUGGAUGGGCUCUGCAGCAAUGGCAGCUUCUUCUGUCUCUGUGGUGCUUUCUUCUCUCCUGCUUAAAUGCUACACCAAACCCAGUGCGGAGAAGCUGGAGUCUCAGUUGAAGCAUCGUGGGCAGUUGAGAACGAGCAGCUUGUCUGAAAUAAGCAUACACAUUGGCAUUGACGAGUGCCAUCAGCCCUCGCCCAAACUUAGUCUUCUUGACCGCAUUGUCAAUUAUAGCCGGGCUUCGAUAAGCUCACUCCGUUCAGACAAACAUUCGCUCAACAGCUUGGCCCUCGGUGAGCCUGACAAACACUCUCUGCUGGUUGGGGAGGCUCUCUGUGAAGAGACCGUAUAAGGCCGGUGUAUCAUCUCUAGACCUUUAUUCCACAGCUGCCUUCGCAUUGACAAUUCGAGCAGAAGCUGGAUUUUUAAAAUGAAGUUGUAUUUAUUUAUUAUUUUUUCGCUCCCAAUGUGUGUGUUCACACCGCAGUGUUUUUAAUGAUUGAUACCGUCUACAUACGGUAAAUUUAUUACUCUACAAAUAUAUAAGCAUGUUUGCACCUUUAAGUGUAUCUUUGAAAGAAAUGACCCAGGUUGUACACAGAAAUGUCAGUACUAAAAAGCAGGAAAGGAGGUUUGUCAAUACUUGCUUUCAUUUAGCAUAAUUGGGCAAUUAAAAUGCAGUGUGCACACAGUGAAAUAGCAGAAGAGUAUACAAAAGUUUUUGGUUUCAGGUUAUACCACCGUCGCUCUGUAACAGAUUUUUGGAAAUACUUUUGUGUAGCCUCCAUGAGAAUCACAGAAUAUCGUUUAGGAUUGAGCAGCAAGUGCCUGUGAUUAGGACUACACUCUUUCAAAAUUUGGUAAUUGGUAAACUGAAGGCCAGGCAAGGAAAUCCAGUGUGUACUUCUGGUGCAGGGUCAAGUUCCUCUGUUGCAAAAAGACUGGUGUAAAAUGUGUUGCUUUAUCAACUCUUUUUUUGAUGCAUCCAGUCAGACUCGUUUCAGACCUUAAGAAAAUACAUAUACAAUACAAAUACAUAAUACAAUACACAUUCCCAUACACUUUUAUCCAAAACUACAGCAUUCCACUAGCUGUCCAACUUUGCACUGCAAAAAAUAUACUUGACCCCAACAAUCUGGCUUCAGAUCUGGCCACUCCACUGAAACUUCUGUUACUCCAUGAAAGUGGCUGCUUUGUCAUUUGUCCCGAUUGUGCUAGAUCUACCCGCUGCUUUUACAGACAGAUGAAUAUUUUUUACAUUGAAGUCAUUUACAAGACAUGCAGUGCAACCUGCAGUUUAUAUUCUUCACAUACAGUCCAUUUAUGCCAUGUUCAACAGCACUGUACAUUGGCAGUGCCCCACCUGGGAAUCAAAGCUUUGAAGUUGCAUGGUCACUUCACUAUACAUUAUGCUACUCGGGCACUUGAUUAACAGGGCCUUUUAUUACCUCAAGCAGAAAUGGGAAUCUCGGGCACUGCCUUCACCUGAAUCUCAUCCUGCCUCUCAGGGAGUUCUUCCCAUGUACCCUGGCUAGACUCCCACUCAAUAUCACGCUGCCUUUCGACAGGAGUUCCCAGGAAUCAGUGCUUAUGUCCCUCCUGUGCUAAUUCUACACAGAAACUCAUGUGUAUGGCAUCUCUUCAAAAUGGCGAUACUUAUUUCAUUCUCUUUUCCCCUUCUGACCAUUAAAUAUAAUUACACAACACGGCACCUCCAUGACUUAUCUGGAAGACGUGUUGCCAAGAUUGACUUCUCAAGGUCUCCCUAGUCUUCACCCAUCCAAGACCAUACUAUUACCAAUGAUGACAACUAUGACAUCUCAGACUGUCAAAAAACAUGCAUGACACUAGAACACAACAUUCAGUCAUUCAGUGUAUCAUCGGCUUAGACCUCUAGAUUCUCCCUCUACGAAAUCUGAGCUACUUGCCCAUUUCUUACUACCUACUGAACCCAGCUGCUUGUCCAGAUUACUUCUUCCCAAUAUUAACUAUUGUGGCUCUACACGCUGGUCACCAUUCAUGUUUGGUUUAUAUUCUACCAUUUUAUAGCUUGUAUUUUAUCUAUGGAACUAAGUUAGGAGUUUCUCUGCAUUGUACAUUAUCUAUUACAUAAAUACCAUUUAAUUCUUUAUUUUAAGUCAAUGUAUUGUUUUAAUGUUGCACUGGUUUUCCAAGCUCUUUUCAAGCAUGCACAGCUGUAUUUCCAUAGUGUGUCUCAACCCCUAAAUAUAACUUGUAAUGACUUUGGACAAUUUUAUAACUAUCAUACUAAUGUUUUCGAGGCAUACAUAGUUAUACAAUUUGAAAAGGAAAAAGUUCUUUAUAUUUAAAACCAGAAUCUAUUUGUAAGUCCAUUUUAAUUUAAUAUUACUACUGCAAAUCAAAGAUGAAUACUGUGAUUGGGGUAAAUAUCUGAAAUGCACACCUCUGCUCUAUUUCCAAUCCUUAACUCACAUGCACUACAGUAAUCGACCAGGUUCACUGAUCAUCUCACACUCAGCACUGUGAACAAUGCAAACAAAAAAUAUACCUUAAGUCUUUUAAAUUGUCUUUCUUUUAGUACAAAUGUAUUUAGUACCUGAAUAAGUAUAUUUUAAAUAACAAUAAACCUUCAUUCUUCAGCACUUUUCCUAUCGAGUUUGGUAUCUGAAAGUGUAUAAAGAAAAAAUAAAUAAAUACAUGUUUAAUACAUGUCAAAUGUUUCAUCUUCAAAAGCAUCUUAUCUGCUUAAGUAGGACAAUCCAAAAUUUCAGCAAAAGUAAAACUAAUCCUUCCUGCUUCUUAGGGUUAUUAAGAAGGUCAGCAUCUGUAGACCUACAGGAAUGUUGGAGCUUGUAUUUUACUAUAAGGUCAGUGUAUGAGUGUAUUGUGGUGCUAAGCCAUCUAAUGCUUUAAAACAAGAAAAAGAAACCAUGAAGACAAUUCAGGUAUAGGUGCAAUGUGUACUUUUUUGUUCUCGUUGAAGCACAUGCUGCCGUGUUGCUGCUGAUCAAUGUUUUUGGGGUGACCAAAAAUAAGACCCAUGGCAGUACAUACGUAGCAAGAAUAUGUAUUGGAAUUUCUGUAUCUGCCUCUCAGAAAUUGCCACACUUGGGCAAUGUUUGCAAAUGUUUCUAAGCUUUUUGUUACUUGUGAUAUUGAAGCUCUGAUUAGCAUUUAACACCUAGGUUUUUAUAAUUCAGUUUUUAAGUUUUAAAGGGCAGUUAGCAUGUGUUUUUAGGUUAUUUUUCAUCUUGGGGCCUUUGUUCCAGUGACUGUGACCUCUGUCUUAAGUUAGUAUGAGGAAAAUAACCCACAUUUGUAUUUUGGGCUACUUGGCAAGUGUUUUUUCAAAAUGAAAACCAACUAUUUUGUAUGUAAAUAUGACACCCUAAGACUACGCUGGCAUUUAUGUUCAAACUCAAUGUGCUGUGUAUUAUGGAAUAUUUCUGCUUUGCCUGUAUAGACAUUUUAUGUUUAUUUGCUCUCCUGUUCACUCUUCUACUAUAGCACUUUGCACAUCUUAAUGUUUUUGUACACCUGAGUAUGCAAAAAUGGCUUUUGCUAAGCCAUAUGAUUAUUAAACUAUAUGAGUUACAGCUCGUAGAUGUAAGAACAAGAUGAGGAAUUGGGAAAACUAGUUGUUGAUAAUUUCAAGGAAACUAUCUUUCCUAGUUGUGUGCUUAUAAAAUAGAAUAGAGAAUUUGUACUCUUAUAAAUGUUUAAUAUGAGUUUUUUUUUUGUUGCCAAAAAUGACAAGACCAUAGAACAAAAUCAUAGUUGUGUAUUAUCAGUAACAAUUAUUUGGCCAUAAAGGUAAGUGAUUUGCUUGUGCAUUUAGUUAAACGAAAAUUUCAGAGGAAACGAUGCAGAAAUCUGUUACAUCCCAAUUAAGUCUCUUCAGUUUUGGUUUCAUUGUAGCUUCAUACGCCGUGUUUAAUAUGAUGCUGCAAUAGCAGGUUAUAUAUAUGUUGAAUGUAUUUUUGACAUCAGAAAUAUGUGUGUCAUAAUGCUGUAUUUCUUUUUUUUAAAGCAUUUUCUGCCAUUAAAUAAAAAAUAAAUUUGA
Anguilla rostrata (American eel) is the source of this 9408-nucleotide messenger RNA. RefSeq names its product ATPase copper transporting alpha (gene atp7a). Gene Ontology annotation, cellular component: trans-Golgi network; plasma membrane. Gene Ontology annotation, molecular function: ATP binding; copper ion binding; P-type divalent copper transporter activity. Lineage: Eukaryota; Metazoa; Chordata; Actinopteri; Anguilliformes; Anguillidae. The record is from RefSeq and is a predicted model, not a curated record. The transcript has 24 exons. Gene Ontology annotation, biological process: copper ion import; copper ion homeostasis.